This is a messenger RNA of Wickerhamiella sorbophila, 1302 nucleotides long. RefSeq names its product ATP-dependent DNA helicase RecQ. The coding region runs from base 1 to 1302 and encodes 433 amino acids. Gene Ontology annotation, cellular component: cytoplasm; chromosome. The transcript has a single exon. Gene Ontology annotation, biological process: double-strand break repair via homologous recombination. Gene Ontology annotation, molecular function: four-way junction helicase activity; ATP binding; nucleic acid binding. Lineage: Eukaryota; Fungi; Ascomycota; Dipodascomycetes; Dipodascales; Trichomonascaceae. The record is from RefSeq and is a predicted model, not a curated record.
AUGGAGAUCGAACACGCGCUAAGCGUUUUUGGCGGUAUCGAGCUACGUCCAACGCAGAGGCAGAUCAUAGAGGCGGUUUUGGACAAGCACGAUGUACUGGUUUUUAUGCCCACUGGGUCCGGGAAGUCGCUCACUUUCCAGCUGCCUGCCAUCGCUGAUUCAACCGGCUGCACGCUGGUGAUUUCUCCACUUUUAGCAUUGAUGGACAACCAAAUUCAGGGCCUUUUAGCCAAGGGCAUCUAUGCUGCUACUAUCAAUCACAGGACUGCCGAUGAAACUCGUCAGAGUAUCCAAAAAAGCUUGCUUAAAGGCCAGGGCCCGAAACUGCUCUAUAUCUCGCCUGAACUAGCCUGCAGCGACGGAUUCAAGACAAUUGUCGACCAGCUAGUUGAGUCUUCGUUUUUAAAUCGAGUUGUGGUCGAUGAAGCUCAUUGUGCACUAGAGUGGGGCCGAGAGUUUAGGAAAGAGUAUGCUCAGUUGGGAUUUUUCAAAGCCAAGUAUCCUGAUUUACAGAUGAUGGCAUUGACUGCAACUGCAACUGCAGAUGCUCGAAAAAAAAUUGCAAGCUCACUGAAACUCAAGAAUCCUAAGGUCUUUAGCACCAGCGUCAACAGAUCAAAUACCCACUACGAGGUGAACUACGUUGAAGACCCCACUGAGAGAUUAAGGAGCAUAAUACGGUUUCUGAAGACCUACAAAAAGCGAAUUGAGUCUGUAUAUGGUCGAGAAAAGAUGCCCUACCCAGGGUGCGGUUUGAUCUAUUGUCGUUCAAGAGCCACCACUGAACAGGUUGCUGAACAGCUGCGAGAUUCGGGAAUUGGUGCCUAUGCGUAUCACGCCAAGCUUGAAGCUAGCGAAAAAGAACGCGUAAUGAACAGGUGGCUCGAAGGCGAUCCGGAUUACAUGGUUGUAGUGGCCACUAUUGCGUUUGGGAUGGGCGUUGAUAAACCAGACACUAGAUUUGUUAUUCAUUUUGAUAUGCCGCAAAAUAUUGAGCAAUUCAGUCAACAGACCGGUAGAGCAGGACGAGACGGUAAAGCGUGCUUGAGCAUUCUGUAUUAUUCUCUUCAAGGCCGUAACAUGGGUGUGAGGUUUGCUCGGACAGAACAGGAAAUCGAGUCCUUGAAAGCACUCGCUCUAUAUGGAGAAACCAUCACUAAAUGCCGGCAUUUGAGUCUAGCGUCGUAUUUUGAACAGGUUCCAGAUAAGCCACAUGUGUGGUGCGAGUUUGCAUGUGACAUUUGUAAAAGCCAACGAAAAGUACAAAAGUCGUAUGAGAGCUGGCAGGACAGUUUUUAUUAG